AUGGGAACCCUAUCCAGCUUCAGCCCCAGCUUAGCCGCUCCAAAUUGGUGCGGUUUUGGUGUAAAAUUUCAGAAUAGCCACAGCAGCAAGUUUUUCCUGUGCGGAGAAACUUUGUUGAGGAGGAGACGGCGGUUGGUCUCGGAAGGCGGCUCAGGGAGGUUUAAUCUUACAAUCAAGUCGUGCUACAAUGGCGGAAACAAUCGGAACGAUGAUAGAAGUAGUAACGGUGCUGAGCGAGAUAGUACAGAGAACUCAAAUUUAGCUACAAUGGCGACGGCAGAGAAAAAUUCCAAUGAUAAUGGCGAUGAACCGUCGGUUUCUGUGUCUUCCCGUCCGCAAACAAUUUCAUCAGUUGGACCUGCUUACAGUAAUUUCCAAUUAGACUCUUUUAAAUUGAUGGAGCUUCUGGGCCCGGAAAGAGUCAAUCCAGCUGACAUAAAGGUUAUCAAGGAAAAGUUAUUUGGCUACUCGACCUUUUGGGUAACUCGAGAAGAACCGUUUGGUGAUUUAGACGAAGGCAUUCUUUUUCUCGGCAACCUUCGGGGAAAGAGGGAAGAUGUUUUCAUGAAACUUCAGAGCCAACUAACAGAAGUAAUGGGCGGCAAAUACAACCUAUUUAUGGUGGAGGAGCCUAAUUCCGAAGGGGAAGACCCCCGGGGUGGGCCCCGGGUCAGCUUUGGCUUGCUGCGGAAAGAGGUUUUAGAAUCAGGUGAAACAACACUUUGGCAGUAUGCGAUUGCCUUUCUGUUGUUCCUUCUCACCGUUGGCUCAUCAGUGGAGCUCGGAAUAGCAUCUCAGAUUAAUAGACUUCCUCCGGAGGUGGUCAAAUAUUUUACAGAUCCUAACGCUAUUGAACCCCCGGACAUGAAGCUCCUGUUUCCAUUUGUGGAUGCUGCUUUGCCUCUGGCUUAUGCCGUAUUGGGUGUUCAACUAUUUCAUGAAGUUGGGCAUGUUUUGGCUGCUUUUCCACGGAAAGUGAAACUAGGUAUUCCAUUUUUCGUUCCAAACAUUACCCUGGGGAGUUUUGGAGCAAUCACUCAGUUCAAAUCCAUCCUUUCUGAUCGGAAAGCCCUAGUAGAUAUUUCGUUAGCCGGACCAUUUGCAGGCGCUGCACUGUCUUUCUCUAUGUUCACUGUUGGCCUGCUGCUCUCAUCAAACCCAUCUGUGGCAGGAGAACUGAUUCAGGUCCCAAGCAUGCUUUUUCAAGGUUCUUUGCUUCUAGGUCUUAUCAGCAGAGCUUUUUUGGGUUAUGCGACUUUGCAUGCAUCUACUGUUUCAAUCCAUCCUCUGGUGAUUGCUGGCUGGUGUGGAUUGACAUCCUCGGCUUUUAAUUUACUACCGGUGGGAUGUCUCGAUGGUGGAAGGGCCAUGCAGCAUUCUGGUCCCGCCUUAACCUUUUCCUUUCUGAUAGCUGGAAUAGCAGCUGCUCUUUCUGCCUUCUGCUAUGCCGAGCUAGCCAGUCGUUGCCCUUCAGCUGGAAGUGCCUAUCAUUAUUCUUACAUAUGUGUUGGCGAGGGAGUUGCGUGGUUGAUUGGGUGGGCUUUGAUCUUGGAAUAUACUAUAGGAGGUUCAGCUGUUGCUCGUGGCAUGUCCCCUAAUCUGGCUUUGCUAUUUGGAGGCCCAAGUAGUCUCCCUUCGUUUCUAGCUCGGCAGACUAUCCCUGGGAUUGGGGUUGUAGUUGACCCGUGUGCAGCUGUCUUAAGCACAUCUGUUCAAGGAAUUGUCACAGGUGCAAAUAUUUGCGCCAUGACUUCCGUUAUCAUAGCUGGUGGAUAUUUAGGCUUCAAGUCUGGGUGGCCUGGUUAUGAACUCUCCACAGGAUAUUUGCCAUUCGGGGCCAACGGGAUGCUUGCUGGUGCUUCAACUGUAUUCUUCGCAUAUAUAGGGUUCGAUUGUGUCGCUAGUACAGCUGAAGAGGUGAAAAACCCUCAACGAGAUCUGCCUAUGGGUAUUGGUUUUGCUAUUUCUAUAUGUUGCACCCUUUACAUGCUCGUUUCUGCAGUAAUUGUUGGUUUAGUGCCUUAUUAUGCAAUGGACCCGGACACCCCCAUCUCGUCUGCCUUUUCGAGUCAUGGAAUUCAUUGGGCAUCCUAUAUAAUAACUAUUGGAGCGUGUUUCGCUCUUUGUUCAACGUUGCUGGGUUCAAUGCUUCCACAGCCACGUAUACUUAUGGCUAUGGCUAGAGAUGGACUGCUUCCAUCAUUUUUUUCAGACGUGAAUAAAAAAACUCAAGUCCCUAUGAAGAGCACUAUAGUGACUGGUGUACUCGCAUCAAUCUUGACAUUCUUUAUGGACGUCGAGCAAUUAUCGGGAAUGGUUAGUGUUGGCACACUUCUGGCAUUCACAAUGGUGGCAAUCUCGGUUCUUAUAUUGAGAUACGUUCCACCUGACGAGGUUCCACUUUCGCCAUCCUUUCGGGAAGCUAUAGAUUUGGUCUCCAUGCGCUAUAGUAUGAGCAAUAGUCCCGGAGAUGCUGAUGUGGCGCCCGUUCCAGUUUUAGCCAGCAAAAAGACGAGGAUUGAGGAUACACUUAUCGAGAAAGCAACUGGGCAGUUAAACAGCCAAAUGAACGAGUACAAGCGAAGGAAGAUUGCUGGCUGGUCGAUCAUGAUCACGUGCAUCGGCAUUCUUAUCUUUACUUUGUCCGCCUCAAGUUUGGGACUUCGUAGCCCGUUUCGGUUUACGUUUUGUGGAAUUGGUGGCGUUCUCCUUGUGUCUGGAUUGGUUUCGCUCACGUGGGUAGACCAAGAUGACGCAAGGCACAAUUUCGGGCACACUGGAGGCUUCAUUUGCCCGUUCGUUCCCGUGUUACCUAUUGCCUGCAUUUUGAUCAACGUAUAUUUGUUAAUAAACCUCGGAGGUGCCACGUGGGCACGCGUGUCUGCCUGGCUGGCCGUUGGGGCACUCGUUUACAUUUUUUACGGCCGUAAAAAAAGCGCGUUGCAGGAUGUUGUUUACGUCCCUGCAGCUCAUCUGGAUGAGAUAUACGAGAGCCACAACACUUUUACGUGA
This is a messenger RNA of Striga hermonthica, 3012 nucleotides long. The record is from the annotation of a GenBank genome assembly. NCBI's taxonomy places the organism in Eukaryota, Viridiplantae, Streptophyta, Magnoliopsida, Lamiales, Orobanchaceae.